CUAGUUCGCAUUCGCUUUAAUCAUAAUAAACCACCAGGGAAAGGGGAAACAAAAACAAUUUACUUCCCCCAAACAACGCAAAUUAAAAUGUCGCGUCCAUGCGAUACAUAAUGGCAGAGCAUAAGAGAACGCUGCCGUCACGCAAAGGUGACCAAAAAGCGAAUAAACGCGUGAAUGAGAGCGAAUUAGCCGCUGAGAGCAAACAACAGAAGCAGAAUGAGACGACGACGGUGGUGCAAAGUGUUGAUUUCAGUGGUGGUCAAACUGCUGAGAUGCGGAGAAGACUCGGAGAGGAUUUCUUCACACAACCUUGCGUCGCUUUGGCCAAAGCUUUCCUCGGCAAGGUGCUGGUGCGGCGGCGAGAGGACGGCACGGAGCUGAGAGGCCGCGUGGUGGAGACGGAGGCCUACCUGGGGGGAGAGGACAAGGCGUCGCACUCUGCGGGCGGCAAGCGCACAGAGAGGAACACGGCCAUGUUCAUGAAGCCCGGCGCCAUAUACGUGUACCCGAUCUACGGCGUCUACCUCUGCAUGAACGUGUCCAGCGAAGGUCGCGAUGGCGCCGCCGUGCUGCUGCGCUCGCUGGAGCCGCUGCAGGGUCACAGCGUCAUGAGGCAGCUGAGGGCCGCCAGACGCAAAGACGGGGCCCGGCCCCUCAAGGACAAGGAGCUGUGCAACGGACCCUCAAAGCUGUGCCAGGCCCUGGACGUCCCGCGCCGCUUUGACCGCCGGGACCUGGCGACCGACCCGGAGGUGUGGCUUGAGGACGCGGAUCUCUCUGCGGGAGACGCCCACGACGGGGUCGUGGUGGAGGCGCCGCGUGUCGGCAUUGAGUCCCACGGGGAGUGGGCCAAGAAGCCUCUGCGGUUUUAUAUCCGUGGGAACGCUUGCGUCAGCGUGGUGGACAAAGUGGCGGAAAGACGAGAGAAUCCGCCCGACCUCCACCGUCAAAAUAUCUGUAACCGUACACAAAUGGACUAAAGUACUGAAACGCAGACUCUGAAUCAAUUCAUUCACUCAACCCCCUUCCCCCUCCCCCCCUGUCAGGGUCCAUUUAAAAGCAGUGUUUUUCAACCUUUGAGCCAAGGCACAUAUACUGUAUUACAUACCGGUAAAAAAAGAACAUCCACAAAUUUCACUUAAAGUACAGCUACUGAAAUAAUGCUGAUGUCAUUUCAGUUUACUCCCAAAUUGACUUAUAGUGUGAAAUGUAGUCCUUGUACCUUCUGCCAUCUAGUGGUAGAGCAUUUAAUUGCUCGACCUGUCACGAUACGGCGCUGGCAUAGAUAGAUGAACGAAGAUAUUUGAAUACAUAAAUAUUUUUGGGACCAAUUGAGUGAAAUUGUAAAAUUUCCAAUGGCACAACUGAUGAUCUCUCACAGGACACUAAUCUGCUACAGCAACUGUUUGCAAAUGUUGCACACUGAAUCCUGCUUUUAAAAAAAAAAAAAACAGCAGCAGCAGCUCUCCAAUUACCAACAGUAAAGUACAGCAGCAUAGUAUGCCUAAAUCUUCAUCAAAAAGUGAAAAUCUUAUCCUAAAAAUAUAUUUAAUAUUAUUGUAAGACGCUGUAAUAUUAUGAACAUCAACAUGGUACAUAAACGAUUCAAUUAAAAUUUAAUUCACACAAAUUAAAUACAAUUAUACAGAGCACACUUGUCUCAUGCGUGUGAGCAACUGCUAACCCCACCCCGUAUGCUGCUGCUCCAAUAAGACUCUGAAUUUUGAUGCCAUGACGACCAUGAGUGGAGUUCGGAGACUGACCAGGUCAGGCUUCAACUUGUAGCGUAGACCACAGCGUAGGGAGCAACAUUUCACAUUUCAUACACUCCACUGUGUGUAUGUGGCACACGGACACAUGACCGAACACAAUUACCCAACCGCCGUGUCGAACCCUUCGCCGUGCAAUCAAGUGCGUGCCACUAAUCAGAAGCUAACGCUAAUCUGUGCAUCUAAGGAAACUCAAUGCAGCUAUGCUUACCUUGUACAUUUUUGCUUGUUAGUGACUCCAGAUCUUCAUCCGGCCUAGCUUCCAAGUCAUCGGGCGCAGAACGACAUUUUGGACAACUGUAACUUCCCAAAGUCACGGGAAUAAUUUGUAAGUGAAGGCAGGGGGCAGAACGAAAAGGAGAUUUUUGGUUCUCUUCGGUCCGGCAUCAGUUCUCAAAAUAGUGAAAUAUGGGGUAGCGACUCCAUAUUUUGUUCUUUAACUUUUACUUUCGUUUGCGCGCAGACAAAAAAAUAAAAACAACAACAUUUAAGUGGAACCCAUGCCUUCGGCUGAGGUUGUCUCUUUUUUAAAUAAAUAUCCGUGUUUUGGUGGUGGUGAGUGACUCGGGCUCAUUGAAUCCGCAGAUGUUUGGAACACCCUCGCCUCCCGUUCAAAGCGCAAAAACAGCCCGUCUGAUGUCCUCAGUCAUCUUCCCACCUCCGGGAUCCGCGAGGGGGACAUCUGGAAAGCUCAUUACUCAGCGUGUGCCCCCUCCGCAAUCCAAAGACAUCUGCCACCCCCAUCAUUUCCCCUUAUCGGAACACUCAAGGCCUCUCUCUACUAUGUACAAAAUAAUUUAUUAUUCUAAAAUGGACUCAUAAAUGAUCAAAAAUAAACUUUCUC
Molecule: messenger RNA, 2613 nt
Organism: Phycodurus eques (leafy seadragon)
Lineage: Eukaryota; Metazoa; Chordata; Actinopteri; Syngnathiformes; Syngnathidae
Gene: mpg
Product: N-methylpurine DNA glycosylase
Exons: 3
Coding region: 99-980 (293 amino acids)
Biological process (GO): base-excision repair
Molecular function (GO): alkylbase DNA N-glycosylase activity; DNA binding
Source: RefSeq, a predicted model, not a curated record